CCCGUAGAAAUCUCCGCGGCCCCGGGGCCGUUUGCUUCCUGUUUGUCCGACAAGGAGACAUGGCGGCGGCGCCGGCGGUGGCUGGGUCUGGACCCCGCCGAGGGCGACGGGCGGCGGCCACAGCGGCGGCUUGGGGCGGAUGGGGCGGCCGACCGCGGCCGGGGAACAUCCUGCUGCAGCUGCGGCAGGGCCAGCUGACCGGUCGCGGCCUGGUCCGAGCGGUGCAGUUCUCUGAGACCUUUUUGAAGGAGAGGGACAAACAGUCCAAAUGGAGUGGAAUUCCUCAGCUGCUGUUUAAGCUAUAUACAACCAGCCACCUCCACAGUGACUUCACUGAGUGCCAAAAGAUCCUCAAGGAAAUUUCUCCCCUUCUCUCCAUGGAGGCUAUGGCAUUUGUUACUGAGGAGAGGAAACCUAUCCAAGAAGCCACUUAUCCAAAUACAUAUAUUUUCGACUUGUUUGGUGGUGUUGAUCUCCUUGUAGAAAUUCUUAUGAGGCCUACAAUCUCUCUCCGAGGACAGAAACUGAGAAUAAGUGAUAAAAUGUCCAAGGACUGUCUAAGCAUCCUCUAUAACACCUGUGUCUGUACGGAAGGAGUCACAAAGCGCUUGGCAGAAAAGAAUGACUUUGUGAUCUUCCUCUUUACACUGAUGACAAGUAAGAAGACAUUCUUACAAACUGCAACUCUCAUUGAAGAUAUUUUGGGUGUUAAAAAGGAAAUGAUCCGACUAGAUGAAGUUCCUAAUCUGAGUUCCUUAGUAUCCAAUUUCGACCAACAGCAGCUUGCUAAUUUCUGCCGGAUUCUAGCUGUCACGAUUUCCGAGAUGGACACAGGAAAUGAUGACAAGCAUACACUUCUUGCCAAAAAUGCCCAGCAGAAGAAGAGCUUGAGCUUAGGUCCUUCUGCAGCUGAAAUCAACCAGGCUGCCCUUCUCAGCAUCCCUGGCUUUGUUGAGCGACUUUGCAAACUGGCAACUCGAAAGGUAUCAGAGUCAACGGGCACAGCCAGUUUCCUUCAAGAGUUGGAGGAGUGGUACACAUGGCUAGACAACGCACUGGUGCUAGAAGCCCUGAUGCGAGUGGCUAAUGAGGAAUCUGAACACAGUCAAGCCCCCAUUGUGUUCCACCCCCCAGCGGCUCCUGAGGAGAACGGCCUGCCUCACACAUCAGCUAGGACCCAACUGCCCCAGUCAAUGAAGAUCAUGCAUGAGAUCAUGUACAAACUGGAAGUACUGUACGUCCUCUGUGUGCUACUGAUGGGACGUCAGCGAAAUCAGGUUCACAGAAUGAUUGCAGAAUUCAAGCUGAUCCCUGGACUCAAUAAUUUGUUUGACAAGUUGAUUUGGAGGAAGCACUCAGCAUCUACCCUUGUUCUCCAUGGUCAUAACCAGAACUGUGACUGUAGCCCGGACAUCACUUUGAAGAUACAAUUUUUGAGGCUUCUGCAGAGUUUCAGUGACCAUCAUGAGAACAAAUACCUGCUCCUCAACAACCAGGAGUUGAAUGAACUCAGUGCCAUCUCUCUCAAGGCCAACAUCCCAGAAGUGGAAGCUGUCCUCAACACUGACAGGAGUUUAGUGUGUGAUGGGAAGAGGGGCUUAUUAAGUCGUCUCCUGCAGGUAAUGAAGAAGGAACCAGCUGAGUCAUCUUUCAGGUUUUGGCAAGCCCGGGCUGUGGAGAGUUUCCUCCGAGGGACCACCUCCUAUGCAGACCAGAUGUUCCUGCUGAAGCGAGGCCUUCUGGAGCACAUUCUGUACUGCAUUGUGGACAGUGAGUGCAAGUCAAGGGAUGUGCUCCAGAGUUAUUUUGACCUUCUGGGGGAGCUGAUGAAAUUCAAUGUUGAUGCAUUCAAGAGAUUCAACAGAUACAUCAACACUGAUGCAAAGUUUCAGGUGUUCCUAAAGCAAAUCAACAGCUCUCUAGUGGACUCCAACAUGCUGGUGCGCUGUGUCACACUAUCACUGGAACGGUUUGAAAACCAGAUGGACAUGAAAGUAGCCGAGCUCCUAUCCGAGUGCCGCCUGCUUGCCUACAUAGCCCAAGUGCCCACGCAGAUGUCCUUCCUCUUCCGCCUCAUCAACAUCAUCCAUGUGCAGACGCUAACGCAGGAGAAUGUCAGCUGCCUCAACACCAGCCUGGUGAUCCUGAUGCUGGCUCGACGGAAAGAGCGGCUGCCCCUGUACCUGCGGCUGCUGCAGCGGAUGGAGCACAGCAAGAAGUACCCUGGCUUCCUGCUCAACAACUUCCACAACCUGCUGCGCUUCUGGCAGCAGCAUUACCUACACAAGGACAAGGACAGCACCUGCCUGGAGAACAGCUCCUGCAUCAACUUCUCGUACUGGAAAGAGACCGUGUCUAUCCUGUUGAACCCAGACCGUGAGUCACCCUCUGCUCUGGUCAGCUACAUUGAAGAGCCCUACAUGGACAUAGACAAGGACUUCACUGAGGAGUGAUUUGGGCCUGGUCUCAAGAUGCUGCUGGGCCAGAGCCAAUGCAGGUGGGCGUGGGUCCAAGUGCCACACACCCAGCCCUGUCCCCAUCCUUCCCCUGAUACCCUGCUGCUCCCUGCCUGCCCCAGGUCUUCAGGUGGAGGCUUAGGGGGAAGGGAGUGUCAAGAAUCCCUUGGCCCUGGGUCUGAAGGCCUCAGGUCAUUGGGGAACUUCAGGACCCUUUGAUGAGGAUAGGGCAUCAUGCCCCCACUUCUUAAAAACCAUGGGGCCCUACAAGUAGGGGAUUUAAAAAAAUAGCUCUGAGCUCCUGCCCAGUCUGUUGGUUGUCAGUGCUGGGGACUGGAGAUAUGGACACCUUCCCCAAGAAUCUGUGAGCCAAGCUUGCCCUGGACCUUUGAAUCCAGGAAAGGGCCUCUGAGCCCCCAGGCAGGAGUGGGGGAGACCAGAGAAUGCUUCCUUCCCCCAAGCCUGCCCAUCUGUUGCUCCCUCCUCCCUUGUUUUCCUUUAGCUCCUCUGGUUCUAUUUGCUUAUUGGCCACUGUGUUCAUCCCAGGGGGCUCCCCAGAAGUUGGGGGAGCCUUUAUUUUCCAUCCCUUGGCGCAUAGUGUGGCUGUGUCCCUGCCCUGGGGCAGUGUCUCCUGCCUGAGCCCAGAUACAAGGACACUGACUAGGAGCACACCCUUGACCCUGCUGUCCUUGUGUUGCCAGUUUAUUAACAACAAAUAAAUCAAUUAAAGGAGACUAUUAAAGAACUUUAUUUUAAAGGA
Molecule: messenger RNA, 3216 nt
Organism: Erinaceus europaeus (western European hedgehog)
Lineage: Eukaryota; Metazoa; Chordata; Mammalia; Eulipotyphla; Erinaceidae
Gene: TRPC4AP
Product: transient receptor potential cation channel subfamily C member 4 associated protein
Exons: 19
Coding region: 60-2453 (797 amino acids)
Biological process (GO): ubiquitin-dependent protein catabolic process
Cellular component (GO): Cul4A-RING E3 ubiquitin ligase complex
Molecular function (GO): phosphatase binding
Source: RefSeq, a predicted model, not a curated record